Molecule: messenger RNA, 360 nt
Organism: Phanerochaete carnosa HHB-10118-sp
Lineage: Eukaryota; Fungi; Basidiomycota; Agaricomycetes; Polyporales; Phanerochaetaceae
Exons: 2
Biological process (GO): regulation of transcription by RNA polymerase II
Molecular function (GO): DNA-binding transcription factor activity, RNA polymerase II-specific; RNA polymerase II cis-regulatory region sequence-specific DNA binding
Source: RefSeq, a predicted model, not a curated record
CGCGAGCUGCUGGGUCUCGGCGAAGACGCAGAGAUCAGCUUGGAUACGCUGGAGGACCCGGAAGACGAGGAGAGACCUAGCUGGUCCUACCCUACUCUCAUCAAGCUCGCAAUUUAUGGGAGCCCAAACAAGCGAUUGACCUUGCAGGAGAUUUAUGCUGCAAUCGAGAACCGCUUCAAGUGGUACAGGGCGACCACGGACAAGGCGUGGCAGGGUUCUAUUCGUCACAACCUGUCACUUAAUAAGUGUUUCCGCCUUGUGCCCCGUCCUAUAUCUGAGCCUGGCAAGGGUCACUUCUGGGUGGUUGAUUACUCUCAGGGAGAGGGCAACAAGCGACAGCGGAAGCGAAAUAAGAAAAAG